UAUAAGAGCGGUCCGCUGUCGCCCUCGACCGGGAGACAAGAACAUCUAUCAUCGCCACCCAUCGUCAACCUCGUGUAGUCAGCAACACGACUCGAACAGCACAGCAACUCACUCAACCCCAACAGUAGCUAAACCCAGACGCCGGUUCAACUCGCCACCAAGAUGAAGUUCCUCGCCGCCGUCUCGCCCUUACUCCUCGGGGCCGUCUCAGUCGCGGCCGCGCCCGUCUCCAAGCCAAGCAUCCUCAACGUAGCCAAGUUCACUGCGCACACGCAGCCGAACGGCAACGGCGCCACCUUCUCCUUCGACCUCCACGUGCCCGACACGGGGCGGGGCACGUCCUGCGCGUACAGCGACGACACGUCGGUGUCGGCGCUGCCGGCGGUCACCAUGCGGCCCUGCGCCGACCCCGCCUUCGAGUGGCAGUUCCGGCAGGACCCCGGCCGCCCCGGCGCCGAGGGCCGCUACCGGCUCGUCGUCACGUACGACUACGGCAGCCCCGACCACGCUCGCGCCGCCGGCUUCAACGAGUGGGACGUCGUCGACUUCCCCCUCGAGACCGUCGGCUCCGCCUCCGAGACCUACUUCCGCGGCAACCCCGACUUCGCCAUCAACUUGUCGUGAUGAGAGGAGGAAAAGAAGGGGAGGGGGCCACACGAGAAGGUGGCGUGUAAAGAGAGAGGACUGGGGUGGCCCCACGGCCGAUAAGAGACGAGGGCGGAUCGGAGUAUAGACUAAUUUAAAAAAAAAAAUAGAUUUCUUCGCUGCCUCUCGGCGUCAUGUUCAUCCACGCCUUGCUCAAGUGGGAAAUCUUGCGU
Molecule: messenger RNA, 818 nt
Organism: Durotheca rogersii
Lineage: Eukaryota; Fungi; Ascomycota; Sordariomycetes; Xylariales; Xylariaceae
Exons: 2
Coding region: 163-624 (153 amino acids)
Source: RefSeq, a predicted model, not a curated record